Mizuhopecten yessoensis (Yesso scallop) is the source of this 1606-nucleotide messenger RNA. Its product is annotated as protein FAM136A-like. Bases 55 to 480 code for a protein of 141 amino acids. NCBI's taxonomy places the organism in Eukaryota, Metazoa, Mollusca, Bivalvia, Pectinida, Pectinidae. The transcript has 3 exons. The record is from RefSeq and is a predicted model, not a curated record. Gene Ontology annotation, cellular component: cytoplasm.
CAACAAAAACAACAUUAAAGCGCCUGUGGUAAGAAGACAACGUAACUCUAAAACAUGGAAGCCGCACAAGCACGUGUUCAAAAUGCUGUCACUGCCAGGAGCGAAGAGUUGGAGAAAGGACAGAUCAGGAGUGUUGAGGCCGAGAUGUACAAAUGUAACCUGAAGUGUGUGGAGAACCAGUCUUACUCGGUGGAGGACAAGGACCACUGUCUGGAACGCUGCUCCUCUAGAAUGAUGCAGAUACAGAAAUAUGUACAGUCUGAAAUGGAGGCCUACCAGAACCGACUACAGCGUUGUGCUAUGGACUGUCAGGACAAAGCCCGGGACAAAAUGCCAGCUUCACCAAAGGACGGAGUGGUGGACAAGAUUCGAGGAGAACUAGAAAAGUGUAUGAUAAAUUGUGCCGACUCCCACGUCGAACUAGUCGGACCAAUGUUUAAACGUAUGGGAAAAUCUAUAGCCAGCAACAAAUACUCCUAACUCUUAUCAUCAGUGUCAUCAAAUCAAUUACGUGUGGUUUUCUAGUUAAGCAUAUGUGUGACUGAGCAGUGUAAAAUAGGACACAGGAUGUUGAUACCAAAGUUUCAUGUUGAUGAAACAGGAUGAAUUAUCGGAUUUACCACUACGAAAGAAUGAAAGAGAAUGAAAUAAAUAUCGUACUUCACAAGGAAACUUAUGUGUUCAUCAGAAAAUUUGCUUCUGAAGUAUAUUUGUGCAUAUUUAUCUGUAAAUUAUGAAAUAUAGAUUUUUUUUCUACUGUAAAACACCAUUAAAUGUUUUCAAAAAAUUAUGUUCCAACCUCAGAUGAAGAGGUGUGUACUAUGAUCACUAAGGGAUUAUGUAACAUUCUUGGGUAUAUACACUUUAAUAAGUUUGUCAUGUCACGGGGUGAAAUCAUUCAAAUGUACUAAAUAAAGUAGACGGCGAUAUACUUGGGAGCAGGCCACCUGUCUAAUUUUGUUACAAAUGCUAUAGUGCGACUACCGGUAACUGAAAUGGAUAUAAUUAAGGAAAAUAUUUCUGUUUUGGCGACAGGUUAUUAGGUGACAACUUCAGUUUUAGAACUUGUAAUUUAAAACUUGUAAUUUAAAUAAUUUAGACAACUUGUGUAACUAUUUUUAUCCAUUAUUCUGAUCAGCAGACACAAAUUCAUUUGCAAAACAUGAUGGGUUUCAGUAAGAGUAUUAGCCUGAAAUUUGCACAAGCCAUGCAUGGUUAAUUCUGUCCACAUCUACUGUUGACAAUGCGACACAAUUGUAUCCUGUUGGCUGGACCUAUGUGUACUGUUGUCAACAUCAUGUAAACAAGUUUCAUUCUAUGGUCAGGUUAUGAAGCUCACAAUUGUUAUUAAGCGGUUGUCCGUGUUUUCGAGUCUUAUGUAAUGAAUAUUGGUCCAUGUGAUGUGGGUACCAAAUAAUUACAAUAAGUUCAUUUCAUUUUCCACGUUUUUUGUGUAUGAACCUUUUUUUGUGUAUGAACCUAUCAAAAUUGGACCAUUAGUAAAAUUUUGUAUCGUAGAGAUUGAUUUACUCAUUUUCUAGAGGAUCAUGAUAUUGUAUUUGUGAUUGUAAAUAUAUCUUGGAGAAAAAUAGAAUAAUUAUAUAUC